Molecule: messenger RNA, 1027 nt
Organism: Hyposmocoma kahamanoa
Lineage: Eukaryota; Metazoa; Arthropoda; Insecta; Lepidoptera; Cosmopterigidae
Product: kinesin light chain-like
Exons: 7
Biological process (GO): microtubule-based movement
Cellular component (GO): membrane-bounded organelle; kinesin complex; cytoplasm
Molecular function (GO): kinesin binding
Source: RefSeq, a predicted model, not a curated record
AUGAUGGCCCUGGCCUCCCACUUACAAUCAGUGGAGGCAGAGAAACAGAAACUUAGAACGCAAGUGCGACGGCUCUGUCAGGAGAACGCCUGGCUUCGCGACGAACUGGCGGCAGCGCAACAACGGCUCCAAGCCUCGGAACAGAGAGUCGCUCAGUUGGAAGAGGAAAACAAACAUCUCGACUUUAUGGCCUCUAUCAGGAAGUACGACAGCGACGUGCAAGAAGAGAACGACAACACUCGCAGCACUCAAAGUGAGACAAAACGCGAUGACCCCAUGGUCGAUCUGUUCCCUGAUGACGAUCAUGACGACAACCGAAACAACAAAUCGAUGUCCCCGACACCGCCAUCACAGUUCGCGCAGCAGGUCAACGCGGGCUACGAGAUCCCAGCGCGCCUGCGCACGCUUCACAACCUCGUCAUUCAGUACGCCUCGCAGGGACGAUACGAGGUGGCAGUGCCGCUAUGCAAGCAAGCCCUAGAAGACCUGGAGAAGACCUCUGGCCACGACCACCCUGACGUCGCCACGAUGCUCAACAUUUUGGCACUAGUUUACAGGGAUCAGAACAAAUAUAAAGAAGCUGCGAACCUGUUGAACGACGCACUGUCCAUCCGCGAGAAGACACUGGGAGAAAACCAUCCCGCUGUUGCUGCUACGCUGAAUAACUUGGCUGUGUUGUAUGGAAAGCGAGGCAAGUAUCGCGAGGCGGAGCCGCUGUGCAAGCGAGCACUUUGCAUCCGCGAGGCCGUGCUGGGCCGCGACCACCCCGACGUGGCCAAGCAACUCAACAAUCUCGCGCUGCUCUGCCAGAACCAGAACAAAUAUGAGGAGGUGGAGCAGUACUACCAGCGAGCGUUGGAGAUCUACGAAAGCAAACUGGGCCCCGACGACCCCAACGUCGCCAAGACCAAGAACAACCUCGCUUCCUGCUACCUCAAACAGGUAUUCGCUAUUUCAUACCGCUGGUCAGUCACCAACGCCACUAAAAUAGGGUUCGUUAGACCCAUUGACUUAAAAUUAUAUGGAC